Molecule: messenger RNA, 1878 nt
Organism: Guyanagaster necrorhizus
Lineage: Eukaryota; Fungi; Basidiomycota; Agaricomycetes; Agaricales; Physalacriaceae
Product: Nop domain-containing protein
Exons: 7
Coding region: 73-1707 (544 amino acids)
Cellular component (GO): small-subunit processome; box C/D methylation guide snoRNP complex
Molecular function (GO): snoRNA binding
Source: RefSeq, a predicted model, not a curated record
UUUCUCAACACCUUAUCCUCAUACAUACUAAACGCGUCCCGCCCUCCCAGCCACCCCUCUUGGUUAUCCACGAUGCUGGUGCUCUUCGAGACUGCAAUGGGCUACUGUCUCUUCAAAAUGUCAAAGUCUGCGACACCAGAUGACCAGAACAUCUGGAAGGAGUUCGAGACACCUGAAAAGGCCAACAAGCUGCUGAAGCUCAAGGCCAUUCACAGAUUUACAACAACGGCGACGGCGGUAGAAGACAUGACGGCUCUGCAAGACGGAAAAGUCGGGCCUGGGCUUAAAAAGUUCUUGAGUGACGAAGUGGUAGGUAAAGGAAAGGGGAAAGAGUCGUUGCUCGUAGCUGAAACGCAUUUGGCGACCACAAUAAAAGACUUGCUGAGCAUAAAAACCGCCGCUGGUGCAUCAAAUAUGGAUCUCUUUCGUGGCAUUCGGGGGCAGCUCGCGUCAUUACUGGAUGGGCUGGACCCGAAGGAUCUGUCGACCAUGAGCCUUGGUCUCAGUCACUCGCUUUCUCGUUUUAAAAUAAAAUUCUCACCUGACAAGGUGGACACUAUGAUUGUGCAAGCAAUUGCCCUUCUCGAUGACCUUGACAAGGAAAUCAACAUAUAUGCUAUGCGUGUCAAGGAAUGGUAUGGAUGGCAUUUCCCUGAACUCGCCAAAAUCAUUGUCGACAACAAUGCCUAUGCAAAGGUGAUCAAACAUAUGGGCUUCCGUACUAAUGCAUUAUCCACCUCCUUUGCCACAAUACUACCCGAAGACCUCGAGCAAGCCGUCAAAGCCGCCGCCGAAAUCUCAAUGGGAACCGAAAUAUCCGACUCCGACAUUGCCCACAUCCGCUCCCUCUGCGACCAGGUCAUUUCCAUCUCCGCCUAUCGAGCACAACUCUCAGAGUACCUCCGAAAUCGUAUGAAUGCCAUCGCGCCCAACCUCACCGUUCUUGUUGGUGAGCUCGUCGGGGCCCGACUCAUCUCACAUGCCGGGAGCCUCAUGAACCUCGCCAAACACCCAGCCAGCACGGUCCAAAUCCUCGGGGCCGAAAAAGCCCUCUUUCGUGCACUCAAAACCAAGCACGAUACCCCCAAGUACGGCCUGAUAUACCACGCGUCGCUCAUCGGUCAGGCGCCUCCGAAACUAAAGGGCAAAAUGGCACGUAUGGUCGCCACUAAAGCUGCACUUUCAAUACGCCUGGAUGCCCUGGCGGACUCUGACGGGAAAUCUGCGCCGGAUGCGCCGUCAAUAGGACUCGCGCACCGGGCCAAGCUUGAAUCGCGAUUGCGCGCAAUGGAGUAUGAGGAUGGGGCUACUGGUGUGCGGCGGUUUUCCGGGAGUGGGAAGCAGCAGCAGCGCUUUGACAUGUCGGGGCAGACGAAGACUUAUAACACUAAGGCUGAUGAUGUGGAUUUCGUGUCGACGCAGCGGGAGAAUCCGAUGGAGAUCGCUGUUCAAGCUGUGUUGGAUGUGAAAGAGGAGAAGAAGAAGUCAAAGGAGGAGAAACGGGCGAAGCGGAAGGCGGAGAAAGAAAAGGAGAAGGGCGGGGAUGCUGAUGGGGUUGUGACGAUGAACGGUGUUGAAGAGGAUGAGAAGAAGGACAAGAAGGACAAGAAGAGAAAGCGGAGGGAAAGCGAGGUUGUUAACGGGCAUGAAGAGAAGAGGAAAGGAAAGCACGGAAAAAGGCUCGUAAGGCAGAAAAGGCAGCUGUGAAGGAGACAAACGUCGACUCGUCACCCAAAAAAAAGAAGAAGAAAUCAUCAGACUAGGCCAUCUUGUUUUCGAGUAGCUAUUAGAGUAUAUAUUUAAAAGACCAACGGUAUCGACGGCCCGGAUGAACCCUUUUUGGGCUAGAUUACUUGUUUCGGAUAAUUGAAAUAGCAG